Molecule: messenger RNA, 783 nt
Organism: Monoraphidium neglectum
Lineage: Eukaryota; Viridiplantae; Chlorophyta; Chlorophyceae; Sphaeropleales; Selenastraceae
Exons: 5
Coding region: 1-783 (260 amino acids)
Source: RefSeq, a predicted model, not a curated record
AUGGCAGCGGUGGGCGUGGGGGAGCAGGAGGAGGGUACUGGCAUCAUCCUCAAACGGCAGGUGAUGCUGAUGCUGAUGCUGCUGCUGCUCCUCCUGCUGCUGCGGCGGCGGCUGCGGCUGCUGCUGCUGCUGCAGCUGCUGCUGCUGUCCUUCUCUGAGCGUGCACCCGGCACUCGCUCAGCUGCGCCCCACUCCCUGCAACGGCCCAGGCCAAGCCCGCGACCGGCACCCGGGGCGGCGGCGGCGACGUCUCCCAGCUGCGCGAUACCGUGCAGCGGCUGUGCCAGGUGGGCCGCGUUUCUCGCCACGUCGUCGCGGCUGGGCGACGCCGCCGCUGCAGGCGGCGGCGGCGCCUGCAGCGGCAGCAGCACGGGCUCGGCGGGCUCGGCGGUGCGGACAGGGGGCCCGCUCGGCCUGCAGGACCGCCGCCCAGACUUUUUCACAGCGCCUCGGAUGCUGGUCGAGCGAGAGCGCCGCGCCGCGGCCCCGCUGGCGCGCAACGUCGAGUUCCUGAGGGACGAUGCUGACGUCAUGGCCAAGGAGCACAGGUUCUGGGCCACCGAGCGCCGCGCAUACGCGGAGCGCCUGGCAGAGGAGCAGCGCGCCGCGCAGGACCUGGGGGCCCUCGAGGCGCAGAUCGCUGACAAGGACGCCCAGGCAGGCGGGGCCCGCGCACGCGCGAGCCUCAAGGCGGCGGAGGAGCGGGUGAUCGCGCUCAAGGCGGCGGUGCUGCGCGGCGACCUGGCUGUGAGGCAGCUGCUGGAGGCGAUAGUGGCGCACUAG